Rotaria socialis is the source of this 1242-nucleotide messenger RNA. The record is from the annotation of a GenBank genome assembly. NCBI's taxonomy places the organism in Eukaryota, Metazoa, Rotifera, Eurotatoria, Philodinida, Philodinidae.
AUGCUUGAUUCAUUAAGACUACCCUUCACAAAUCAAAGCAUAACCAAACCUUUGUUUUCUAACAUUACUUUAACAAAAAAUCAAACAAAUGAUUCAAUACUCGAAUUACCACCUAGAAAAACUGAAUUUCAAAAUCAUGUUUCCGAUUUUCAUCCUCGUCUAUCCAUACAUAUUUUUAAUCAGAAUGUGUCAUUAAUAGGCAAUACGAGUAAACUUAUUUUAUUAGGAAAUGGAUUUUUCGGUAGUCGAGAUUGGGGCAUCGCUGUACCAGGUCGAUCGUCAACACAAAAAAUGACUUCACUGUUUUGUCCAUUUUUAUCCGAGCGCUGUGAUAUAACAACUGAUUUCGAUCGUUUUACUGAAGCCGAUGCUGUUGUCUAUCAUAUACGUGAUAGUAUCGAUCAAAAUCGUGCUACACAAAAACGUCAUCCUAAACAACGUUUUGUAUUUGCUCUAUGGGAGUCACCGCCGCAUACGCCGAAUUUACAAUCAUAUAAUCAAUUUUUCAAUUGGACAAUGACUUUUCGAUUCGAUUCGCAUAUUCUGACAUCGUACUAUUCGGGAAAUGCAUAUGUUCAUACGUCGAGUCCUUUCUAUCAAACCAUGUUACAUGAAAAUAUUACACGCAAGCUUAAUUUAACAACAAUAACAAAGGAUCAUCGACCGUCCGAUACGAUCCUAGAAAAGAAAAAAUUAGGCAUUGCUGCUGCACUAAUAUCAAAUUGUGGUGGCAGCAGUAAACGUAUACAAUUUAUAAACGAAUUAAAACGUUAUAUUGAUGUUAAAAUAUAUGGCCGUUGUGGACUCUCAUGUCCAUCGAAUAUAAAUUGUCGACAAUUUAUAGCUGAAAAUUAUUAUUUUAUUCUCAGUUUUGAGAAUAGUCUUUGUCAAGACUAUACUACUGAAAAAUUCUUUGCUGCACUUGAACAUCCCGUUGUACCGGUUGUUUUAGGACGAACAAAUUAUUCCUAUUUCAUUCCAUCGUCGGGAUUUAUUGACACGAAUCAAUUUUCUACUAUGAUCACGCUAGCUCGGCAUCUUAAUGAAAGUCGUUACAAUAAAGAAAAAUAUCUAUCGUAUUUUUCCUGGAAAAAAGAUUAUGUUUGGGGUUUACAUAAUUUCUUUUCUCCAUUUUGUGAUCUUUGUCUUCGUCUUCAUCUUGAUUCGAAACCAAAUGUUAUUGAUAAUAUUCACAAAUGGUGGUUUGAUAAUACUUGUCAAACAGCACAAGUACCACCAUGA